AUGAGGUUGAAUUUCCAGCAAUCGUUACCUAGCCCUAUUUGCCUGAUACUCCUCCUCGUUUUUGCGAGAGGGGUGCUGCUCAAAAUAUGGUGUAUGUGGUUACGGCCCCGAUUAUAUGGCUUUUGUGGAACAACUAAACCAUUCUGCGGAGAUGUCAAAGUCGAUCGCCCCAACUGUCCUAGCCAGAGUACUCUACAUAGGGUAGUCGGCUAUUAUGAGGGAUUCGGGACAAAUAGGCCAUGCUAUGCGAUGUAUCCCGAGUUUAUACCCCUAACAUAUACCCAUAUCAAUUAUGCCUUUGCACUCAUUGACCCGAUCACAUUUCAUGUUGUCCCCGCAACCUUAAAAGACAUUGACCUUAUGGCGCGGGUUACCGCUCUUAAGAGACGAGAUCCUUUUCUUAGAGUCAACAUUGCAAUUGGAGGAUGGGCUUUCAAUGACCCUGGACCAACAGCAACUACCUUCUCAGAUCUUGUCGGGUCCGAAGCUAACCAGAGAGAAUUCUUUAAAUCACUCAUAUCAUUCAUGGCGACUUAUGACUUUGAUGGAGUAGACAUUGACUGGGAGUAUCCAGUUGAUAAAGACAGAGGCGGCCGACCCCAAGACUUUGAAAACUUCCCAAAAUUUAUGGCAAAUCUAAAAAAUGCACUGAAAUCAACUGGCGGAAGAGAGGAAGUUAGUCUCACUCUCCCGGCAUCAUAUUGGUACCUUCAGCAUUUUGAUUUGAAAAAUUUAUCACCACAUAUUGACUACUUCAACGUCAUGUCUUAUGAUUUGCAUGGAACUUGGGAUAAAGGAAAUAAAUGGACCGGGAAUAUUCUUAACGCCCAUACAAAUUUAACGGAAAUUGAACUGGCACUAGAUUUGAUAUGGCGCAAUGAUAUCAAUCCUAGUAAAGUUGUGAUGGGUUUAGGCUUUUACGCAAGAGCUUUUACCGUCGAGGAUAGAAAUUGCCUCGAGAUCGACGACAUUAUCAAAGCCAAAAAUCUUAAACCAAAAUUAGAUAAAGAUGCUGCGGUUAAGAUUUUAACAUGGGAUGACCAAUGGCUUACUUUCGACGACGAGGAGACGCUUGCACUUAAGGCCUCUCACGCCCGACUCCGUUGCCUGGGAGGAGUGAUGGUUUGGGCUAUCAGUCACGAUACCACGGAUAACAAGUACGCUAAAGCACUUGCAAAAGCUGCUAAACGCUCGUUUGACGUUUUCUUUCCUAUCAAGAAUGGGGACGAUGAAGUUUAUGUCGAUGUUCGUGAUCCAGUCAAGCAGUGUAAAUGGACAGGCUGUGGUGAAACAUGCCCCAAUGGAUACCAUGUUGUUGAUCGGUUGGAUAAGGAGGCCAAAAAGGGCGAGAUAAUGCUCGACCAGACUGGCUGCCCACAAGGGCUCAUUAACACGUGGUGUUGUCCGAACGAUUGGGGCACGGUGGAGUGUGGGUGGUAUCAACAUCACAAUGGCAAGUGUACAACCGAAUGUCCAGAUGGUCAGGUCGAAGUAGGCUCGAACUCGAUGUAUUGCAACAACGAUAGGUACCAGGCGGCAUGCUGCAAAGUUGAAAAACGCAGUAUGGAAGCCUACCAAAGAGUCGAGUGGUCACGAUACCCUAAUUGCGAUUCCGGAUCAUGUCCAUACACCGAUCAGGACAAACGCGAGGUCUUGGUAAAAUCCGAAACUGGAAGUGGCGGAGCUGUAUGCAGCUUCAAUUACGUGGGUAACUCCUGGGAUGCAGUUCAAGUUUUUGAGUCAAGAUCUCUAUGCUAUGGCACCAAGGGUACCAACUCUCUCGAUGACUGUUUCGGUAAUGACUUUUCUGGCGGUAUCGGCAACCCACAUUUUAGCUCGUCGUUAUGCCUUUCAGGAUGCCCUGAGGACAAGAUCAGGCUUGCAAUGGAUACCCACUCUAAAGUGUGCAAGAAUAUCGGUGGUGCAAACUCGUUUUGCUGUCGGCCUUCGGUUUAUGUGGAACAUACACAACUUAACCCCCGCGUCACGGAUUUCCGCGAUGCGCUUAAGACACACCUAGAUAAGCAACUGUGCCCUACAGGACACCCAUUCGACCCGUCGUCUCUCCCUAACUUGGGGGUAUCACAUGGCUCAGUAACUAAGAGGGAGGAGAGCUUGCCCAAGGAAUUAGAAGUACUGAUUACAACCCUCGGAGAUCUAUUCCAAGCAGUGACUUACACUGUGUUGCAAAAGAAACAGGUGGAGGACUGGGAUACAAGAGUUAGAGAUACAUACCCUAACCUGGUCAUGAAAUCUCUCAAGACCUUCGUUGUCGGCACAGUGAUAUGGAAAACCAAAGGUGCAGUCUAUGCGGCCUACAACAUCUUGUGUGAUCUUAACGGCUUCAACCAACAACUUGAUAAGGACCGCAACAAAGAAUGCGGCUGUCAGGGUACCAUCUGUGACUUCGUCGCGGAGGUUUGUUCCCCUGAGGAUGACAAAAAUCACCUCCCUACGGGACACCCACACGGUAACGUGGGGACCGAAGAGCAUCGCACCUCAAACGACAUACACACGUUUUCCAGCGAAGUACGUGAGUACAAGGCCUAUUGUGAAGACGGAUCUUACCACACACUUCAGAUCUCGCCCGCGGAGUACACCUCUGCUUGGGAUUGGGACGCAAACCAUGAUAUUUGGAAUCGGGCCAUAGAUAUGUUGGACCGUCAAGAUUGCGGCAAUCCUAAAGUUAACACAUACGUUGAAACUCCACAGACGGAACAACAAUAUCAUACGGAGCAUAUUCUAGAGAUUCAGACUAUCACGCUCUUUUUCGAAUACGCUAGCCAAGGCAAGUAUAUUUACUCGAUGGGAACUUACGAUCCAAUACCGUGCGAAUUUUUUGUGGAACUUGGCACAUUCCUCCAUAAUGAGCGUGAUCCACCGUCGUUCCCAGGCGGGUAUCAGUCACCCGUCCCGAAUGAUAGAAUAAUGGACGCUCUGGGCUCUACCUCUAAUGACGGGAAUUUCUGGCUCCUCCAGGAAGGUAUCAACGGAAUGAAAGCAAUCUUGUGGUCAAACAAGAACCCGGCCACGGAGACUAGAAUGCAGGAGCUAUAUGAUGCGGAUGACCCCCAUCCCGCAAUCAUUGUUAUCCAAACCACAAUCGCAGUGUUCGAAUAUUUGAACUCUAUAUCUGUUCGGACAUCCUUUAUUACCAUUGAGGGAAACCUUCGAAAGGUGUUUCGUGACGUUGAGCUCUCUUACAGAGAGAAACACGGGAAAAGGGUGAGGCUAGUCAGAGUAUGGGACGAAUUCUUCGAAGACCUUCUCGAUGGGAUGCAGAGAAAAGCUACAGAUUUUGUUGAGAAGUGGAUUGACAAAAUGCUUGCCAAAUGGAGUUCUCCUGAUGCCCCAGAUCCUUGUGCGGCACCUGGUGCAGUUGCUGACCUUCAAAAACUUUCUCUGUUCAAAAUGGAGCUAGAAAUCAGUACUCAUGGCUUCGACGCGCAUCCCAUGCUAGAUUAA
Microsporum canis CBS 113480 is the source of this 3465-nucleotide messenger RNA. RefSeq names its product symbiotic chitinase. The record is from RefSeq and is a predicted model, not a curated record. Lineage: Eukaryota; Fungi; Ascomycota; Eurotiomycetes; Onygenales; Arthrodermataceae. The transcript is spliced from 8 exons. Gene Ontology annotation, biological process: carbohydrate metabolic process. Gene Ontology annotation, molecular function: chitin binding; hydrolase activity, hydrolyzing O-glycosyl compounds. Bases 1 to 3465 code for a protein of 1154 amino acids.